This is a messenger RNA of Conger conger (European conger), 5611 nucleotides long. RefSeq names its product dual specificity protein phosphatase 26-like. The coding region runs from base 230 to 820 and encodes 196 amino acids. Lineage: Eukaryota; Metazoa; Chordata; Actinopteri; Anguilliformes; Congridae. Gene Ontology annotation, cellular component: cytoplasm. Gene Ontology annotation, molecular function: protein tyrosine/serine/threonine phosphatase activity; MAP kinase phosphatase activity. The record is from RefSeq and is a predicted model, not a curated record. The transcript is spliced from 5 exons. Gene Ontology annotation, biological process: negative regulation of MAPK cascade; protein dephosphorylation.
GCCGUCUCGGAGUAAAACAAGGUGCUUCUCUGAAAAUUAAAUGGAAAAGCCUUUGAACGCAAAUUCCCCAAAGACAUUGAAGCACGAUACAACUCAUGGUCCGUUUGACACUGUGCGGAUGUUGGAAAAACAUGGCUUCUUGCGCUGUGCUGGAAUAUUCGUGCCAGGACUGAGGCGGACUGAGACGUGCACCAUCUCAGGCUAAUCUUCAGCGAAUUCAGCAUCUCCAAUGGCGUUCAUGUCGAGGUUCUCUCGAUCUCGGAGCAGCUCACGGUCCCCGAGUAGAAGAGACUCGGAACGCGGCGCGCCCGUGCUGACCGUGGCUGAGCUCGAGCGGCUCCUGUACACAGGGAAAACCGCCUGCAACCAUGCCGACGAAGUUUGGCCAGGCCUCUACAUUGGCGACCAAGACAUUGCAGCUGACCGUCGUGAGCUGGUGAAGCUGGGCAUCACGCACAUCCUGAACUGCGCACACAGCAAGUGGCGAGGGGGCGCGGAGUACUACGGGGGCAUGAACAUCACCUACCACGGCAUCGAGGCGCAUGAUUCGCCCACGUUCGACAUGAGUGUCAACUUCUACCCAGCGGCUGAGUUCAUUCACAAAGCUCUCAGCACUGGGGGGAAGAUCCUGGUGCAUUGCGCGGUGGGGGUGAGCCGGUCGGCCACGCUGGUGCUGGCGUACCUGAUGAUCCGUCAGAACCUGACCCUGGUGGAGGCCAUCCGGACGGUGAAAGACCACCGCGGGGUCAUCCCCAACCGCGGCUUCCUGAGGCAGCUCAACGGGCUGGACGGCAUCCUACGGGACAGCCGCAAGACCUAAGGAAGGAGGAGCGCCGGAGCCAAACCCGAACCCUCCAAACCCUCUCUCUUCUGCUCUCCCUCUCUCCCCUUCUCUCUCUCUCUCCCUCUGCGAGAUGAGUGUUUUAACUCGUGUAACUGGUUUACUCUUCAGGGGACGUGCUGUUCUGUCAGUCCGACGCCCUGUCUCGUCUUAAACAGGUGUCCGUUCCUGAUGACCGAUUGUGAUUCCACAGACAGGCAUACAGUGGUAAAUGGGAGUUGUCCCAUCACGGCUGAAAGAGUGGAGGGUAUCGAAAUGACUCGGCCAAACAAGUGAACCUGUCAACUUGGGCACUGUCAUCCCCAUAGUUGAUUGCAGGCCACUCAGCAGACGUGUAAGUGAGUUUGUCUCACAAAGAGUUUGUCUUAAUUUUAUACAUAGAAAAGCUUUGCACUUGUUUGGUGCACAGAAUCAAGAUGUAGCAUCAUUUCUUUGUUUCUCAGAGGCUGGGUCACUCACAAAUUGCGGAAACGCCGCUGAAAAUGUUUAGUGAAAGAGCCAAAUUAUAUAGGCAGGCUUCAGCUCUUCGGUCUCACUGUGUGCUCUGGUGCUGAAACCUGUUUACGCGUGCCUGCUGGGUGACCUUGCCAUCCUGGGGAUGUCACAGUGUGACUGUUCCGGAGAAUUCUCAGCAGCUCACGGGUUCAGUCCUCAGCAGACCGACCGGUGCAAUCCACUCUGGCUUUCAGAGGACAUGGAGCACUAUACUGUAGCUCCUUAAAUUUCUUAUUUAAAGCUUCAACUGCCUGGAUUGUGAAGUGCUGAAUUUUUGCAAUGGACAAAUGUAUGUAGGAGGCUUGUCUGUGACUGGUUUAGAGCUGCCUCUCAAUCAGGAAAGCAAUCUCUCUCUCCCUAGAGCAAACUGUAAUGGACUUGCUCGCUCUCUCUCUCUCUUUCUCUCUUUAUCAGUCUUUAUCUUACUCUGUCUCUUUCUUGCUCUCUCUCUCUCUCUCUUUCCCUAGAGCAACCUGAAAUGGAGUUCUCUAGUGCUCUACUGCUGUUACAGUGUGACAGAGUUACUCCACUUCUGCUAUAGUCAGUGUUAGACAGUGUUACUGUAUUCUGACAGAAAGUUACUGGACAGAUACCAAGGAGGGGCCGACAAUGUGGUAAAGGGCCGUUGGACUUUGGGAGUGAUAAAUACCUCAAGCAUCUUCAGUUUGGUGGCCUGCUGCUGCAUUGUGAUUUUGCAGGCUUCUGCUCCUUUUCCAUUUUUUGUCUCGUACAAUAGGAAUCCAGACAGUGUCGUGUAGCACUGAACCGCCGGGUGCAUAACAUAGGCCGGCUCUGUUCAAAUGUAGCAUAUACUGUAUUCCGUAGAUUUGGAUUGUGGCCAAGUGAUUGUGCCCGUGUUGUCCUUUUGGAGUAUUUUAAGUGUUAAAUCUGACUUUGUCCUGUGAAAAAGAGAAUUAGUGCGUAUUUCAGCUUGGGCAUAGACUGCUGUUAUUGUGCAGUGGUGUUCAUCUGGAAAUAGGAAUGUGUACAAUUUAUUCUCUAGUGUAUCCUAGUCAUUAGUCUUUCUCAUUUUGAUUUUCACUUUUCUUAGUCCAGUACCUGUCUUGUGAAAGUUAGUUAUUUUAGGAAAAAUAAUCCUGAAAUAAGCAAACAAAAGCCUUAUCUGGCAUGUAGGUCUCCAUUCUUAUUGCGAGAUACAGUUAACCAUGUACAAUGACGCCCAUGUAAUCAUAAACCUGCAUACGCAUAAAAAUAAACACUUUGGGACAUAUUCACCAGGACUUUUAGUAUGUGCAAAACCUUUUAGCGCCCACAAAAAGACCAGUGAUUGGCCAUUGUAUUUGUUUGCACCAAUGAUAAUUUGUGCUAUUAGUUUUGUGUGUGCUAAAAGGUGUAAAUCGGGCCCAUUGUGCUUACAUUGCGCUUCUUAAAGGUAAUUUUCCCCACUCCUUAUACAGUAUCUUGCAAGAGGCUGAUUACUCCGGCCAACGUUAAACAGCUGAACUGUGAUUUUCAUAUCUGUGAUUACUGUCCAGGCCUUUUUUUUUAGGUACUGCGAGGAGCCAAACAAGGAGUACCGGUAUGUCUUAUUGAAAUGUACACAAGGAGUUUGGGAAUGUUUGAGGAUACUGCAGGUGUUCAAUGCCAGAUGUGUUGUACCAGAUUUGAGUGCUUCCCCUUAAAGUGUUGGCAACUAGUUUGGGAAUAUUUGAGAGUUGAUAGGGAUGUGGAGGUUUGCUUUGUGCACACUCUGGGACUAUGUAAAGGGACUAUGUUGCAUUAACCUAAAUGAUGGACACAUCUAUUGAUUGAUUGACUGAUUGAUUUGAGAUAUUCAGAGAGGUUUCUGAAUAUCUCUGGCUAGGCAGUGGCAGGUGAAGGGCAUUUGGUGGUUUGUGGUCAAUCAGUUAUCAAUGUGCUCGCACAUAAUGCACUUAUCAAUGUGCUCGCACUUACCGCCUUGACCCCCGCAGAGAUGACAUGCACCGUAGGAAAUAGUUACAAAUUAGAAUAAUCAGGUAAUAUACAGAAGUACUAUACCUGGAGGCUUAAUAAUGUUGCUUUGGAGGCACAACAGCCCCUGUUCAAGACCAUUGAACUCAUCAAGCUUUUCAUUGAAGUGUUGUCUUAUACAAUACCUUUAGUAUUGUCCAGAAUAAAAACCACCAACCACACCUGCCCUUCUUGGGUAAGAUUGGGGUUCUCAAAACAAUAUUUUAGGAAGUUCUGAAUUAAACAUUUAUUUGGGGUUAUUUUUAACUGAAACUUCGCACUCCUUUUCAUGUUGGUAAAUGUGGAGUGGGCACAGGAAAGCACUGUUAUAUUAGCCACUGCCCUUCACCUCCUAUGCCCCCGAAAACAAAAAUAUAUGUAAUCAUUCCUACGAUGAUUAUGGUGUUUUAUUUUUGUGAUUGCGUUAUGUGUCAGUUGUGUUUGGACCGUUAAUUGAGAUUAACUGUUUCUGCUGGUGAGUUUUAUGUGUUUGUGUUCACAUACGUGUGCACUUGCUUGCACUGCCUGUGUCAAAGUCAUUUGUGAGAUUACUUUAAAAUAAGAACAGGGUGAGAUGUGUUCAAAAGGCAUGUAAGAAAGCGAAACCUCUUUCUGCAUCAGUCAGAAAGCGCAAAGGCUCUUUUGCAGGUUUAUAUAUGUUUUCAUUAUUUUUUGCCCUUAUUAUUUUACCUUUAUUUUACCAGGUCGUUACUUGAGAUCAAUUAUCUCUUUUUUGAGCAAGAACUGGCCGAAAUGGUAGCACAAGGAAAUAUAUUUCAGCUUGAGCGGACAGUAUUGAAUGGGAUUGGGGGAAGAUUGGGGAAUAGGGUAAAAAAGGAAGGGUAUGAAAGAGGAGGGAAAGGUGAGGCCCGUAUUAUUUAUACAUAUGAAACGGUAUGAGUUUGUGCUUAAUAUUAUCAAGAUCACACACAGUAUGAGUCAAAGGAUGGAUAAAAAGAGGGAUAAAAGAUAAAUGGUAUAGUUUUUGUAUCGUGACAGACCAUUUUGUAGUCAUUUCAAGUAUCCCAUAUGUUUGCAGAAAAAUAACUGGCUCUGCAAGCAAUACACAGAAUAUACCCAUGUGUGCGUGUAAAUUGAAGGUACAAGGACUUGUACAUUACAGAUAGUAUGCUGUCGGUAUCCUGACCUGAAGUGUCUCAAACCCAUUAUGCAAUGGGAGUUUUGCAAUUGUUACAUUCCUGGAUUCAAAAUGUCAGCCAGACAUAAAAGGGAAUCCAUUAGCUGAAUAUUGCUGGAGCCAGAUAUCUGCACUUCCUCUUUCAGUCAAUGGGUGGUGCUAUAGCUCAUAAGCAAGGUCCAGAUUUAAUCAAAAUGUAAUUGUGUCCAAACAAAAGUUAUGAAUUUCACGAGUAUGAUGUUUUUCGUACUUAAACUUUUUUCAGACCAUCAAAAAAGAUAAUUCAUAUUGCUGUGGGAGAAAUAAAAAUUGUAAUUUUGGAUUAAAGUUUGUUUGUGAACAGAACACAAUGUUGCUAGUCAGCUGAAUUAAAUCUUGGAUGUAGAGCCAAACACAGACCAAUACAAUUGUAGAAUUUACCCUAUUGCAAACUUGAGGAUUUUGAGUUGGUCUGGCACAAAGUUGCCAACUCUGUCACUGCACAGAAUAAUUAUAAUGUUAACACCCAGAAGUUGCUGUAGUGCUAACAAUAGUUUUUAUUGUUACUUACAUCUGUAAAACAUUAGUGACAUUGAGCUAACUUGCUCAUUGAACUAUUGUGGUCCCAAAGGAUGCAUGUAGAAAACAUCUUAAUUUUUACCCUCUGGAUAACCACCUUCCCCUGCCCACAGUAUCCUUUGUCCAUAAAGAGUAACUUUCUGAGGGCAAUCCGGCAACUUUUUAGCUCUGAGGAGUUGGCAACAUUUGGCUGAAGAAAAAAGUGACAAAAAAGACAGAUUCCAAAUAGUCUUUUUGUCACCAUUCCACCGUAUUGCAGAAACAAUCUGGUGCAUACUAUCUAGUCAUUUGGUAUUUUUGUGCCAAGUAAACAUAGAAACUACAGAAAUCUGUUUAUACAUUCUUACCUUCCCAUUUUUAACAAAGAACCUUUCUAUAGGAAUACUUGAAUUGUUUUCUAUUGAUCCUUAUUUUUGUAUCACCAAAAACCUGUGGAUUUACUUAAAUGAAACAACAAACGGAGGUGAUCAUGAUGCCUUAACUAAUUACUUUUUAUUUUUAAAGUACAGUGUCCCAAUUCUUUGUUACUUCCAACUAUUUUUGUUGCAUUUUUUAAUGCUUUCUUUUUAAUAACUCUCUGUACUGUUGAAAAUUGUGUGUAAUAAAUAAACUUGCAUUAGCUAUGA